Molecule: messenger RNA, 2218 nt
Organism: Haliaeetus leucocephalus (bald eagle)
Lineage: Eukaryota; Metazoa; Chordata; Aves; Accipitriformes; Accipitridae
Gene: METTL16
Product: methyltransferase like 16
Exons: 9
Coding region: 8-1687 (559 amino acids)
Biological process (GO): rRNA base methylation
Cellular component (GO): nucleus
Molecular function (GO): 23S rRNA (adenine(1618)-N(6))-methyltransferase activity
Source: RefSeq, a predicted model, not a curated record
CUCCGCCAUGGCCCUCAACAAGUCCAUGCACGCUCGCAACCGGUACAAGGACAAGCCUCCCGACUUCGCUUACCUGGCCGGCAAGUACCCCGAGUUCCAGCAGCACGUACAGACCACCCUCACCGGCAGGGUGAGCCUGAAUUUCAAGGACCCUGAGGCGGUGAGAGCUCUGACGUGUACCCUCCUGAAGGAGGAUUUUGGGCUUACGAUUGACAUCCCCGUGGAAAGGCUUAUUCCUACCGUUCCCUUGAGGCUGAACUACAUCCACUGGGUAGAGGAUCUCAUUGGUCACCAGGAUGCUGACAAGCAAGUCCUUAGGCGAGGCAUUGACAUAGGGACAGGGGCAUCUUGCAUAUACCCAUUACUUGGAGCAACUUUGAAUGGCUGGUAUUUUCUUGCAACAGAAGUGGAUGAUAUGUGCUUCAAUUAUGCCAAGAAGAAUGUGGAACAAAAUAACUUGUCUGAUCUUAUAAAAGUGGUGAAGGUACCACAGAAGACUCUUCUAAUGGAUGCAUUGAAAGAAGAAUCUGAGAUUGUUUAUGAUUUCUGCAUGUGCAACCCCCCCUUUUUUGCCAACCAGUUGGAAGCGAAGGGAGUAAAUUCUCGAAAUCCACGGCGUCCCCCUCCGAGCUCUGUAAAUACAGGAGGGAUCACAGAAAUCAUGGCUGAGGGCGGAGAGCUAGAAUUUGUCAAAAGAAUUAUUCAUGACAGUCUACAACUUAAAAAGAGGUUAAGAUGGUACAGUUGCAUGUUGGGGAAGAAAUGCAGCUUAGCACCAUUGAAAGAGGAACUUCGAAUCCAGGGGGUUCCUAAAGUUACUCAUACUGAAUUCUGUCAAGGACGCACCAUGAGAUGGGCACUGGCGUGGAGUUUCUAUGAUGAUGUACAAGUACCUUCACCUCCCUCUAAAAGAAGAAAAUUAGAGAAACCCCGAAAACCAAUUACAUUUAUGGUUUUGGCUUCUACGGUCAAAGAGUUAUCCAUCAAAGCUGCAGCUCUGGGUUGGGAUGCUGUAGAAGCUAUUGCUGUGGUUAGAGCCUGGGUAGAGAAGAUUCUCACUGAUUUGAAGGUUCAGCAUAAACGUGUUCCCUGUGGCAAGGAUGAAGUUAGCCUGUUUGUGACUGCCAUUGAAAACUCCUGGAUUCAUUUGAGGAGAAAGAAACGAGAGAGAAUAAGGCAGUUACGAGAACUUCCUCGGGCUUCUGAAGAUACUCUGCAAGCAAUGGAAGAGGAAAAAAACAGCCAGAAGAGCAUGAGCAACAACUCGGACUGUGAAAACCCCAAGACUGAAGACUCUGAAACGGGGUUUGUGGCACCUGAGGAGGAUGUUCACUUGGCCACAAGUGACGAGCUAACAGAAGAAUCUGCCACCAAAGAAGAACACAGUGAACAUGUGAAGGAGGAGGAGACAGAAGCGAAGCGGGGAGAAAUGUCACUCGUCAAAGGUUCCAGUAAUGCAAAUGAGGAACCUUGCCCUUCAGAGGAAGCUAGCAGUCUGACAGUUGAAAAAGAACAAAGUCCGAAAGAAACUAGUAGAUGUUUUCUCUUUAAGUGUUUAAUGAAUGUGAAGAAAGAAGGAAAUGAUGUAUUAGUAGAAAUGCACUGGGUUGAAGGACAGAACAGAGACUUGAUGAACCAGCUGUGCACGUACUUACGGAACCAAAUUCUUCGACUGGUUGCUAGUUAGCCCUUUUUCCUACCUUAGUAAAGUCAGUCAGUCCUCAAAUUUUGUAAACUAUUUUUAAGGGUUUAAAGUUUUCAGUUAGCGAAACCUGUUUUUUUCCCUUAAAGAAGAAAUGAAUAAAAUGGAGAUUAAAGUCCCCUUUAAUAUUUUAAAUAGCUUUUUCAAAGCUGCAACUAGUACAUGAAGUGUACUUCAUCAGACAUAAAGUGAUGGGGAAGUAAUAGAUUUUGGGCUGCAGUUGUAAAACUACAUGUUAAAGUGAAACAUGUCUAUGCUGUGAGCAUUUCAAACAUCAGCACUGUUUAUUCUGGUCUUUUUUCUGGUGCAAUAGAAUUAUAUAUUGUUACUAAGUAGAAAUCUUUACUGAAAUAUUUUCUUCUAUAUUUUUUCAAUACUAAUGCAGGAAACGGUUAGUCUGCUGUGGGAAUUGUUUUCUGCAGCAAGGAGUCUUCAACUAAGGAUUCAAGUAUGCCUCUCUUCCCUUUAAUGCAUUUAACCUUUGGUCUACAGAGUAGCAAGAUGGAUACAUCCUUU